ACGAACGUUAUGAAAUUGCAGUUUCAUUCAGUAAUAGGAUUAUUGCAGAUACCUCGGUGUAUUUUCACCAACAAUCUGAAAAGGAGUAUAUCUACAAAACAUUUCUCUAAACACGGAUGUAUGUUCCGAACAGAAGCAAAGAGCAGUAAAGUAGACUAUGGACAGAAACCUAGAUCUGCAGUCUUUGAGCAGUGUAAAGUUAGUCUCCCAUUCAUAGCCACUCGUGGCCUGCAUUUGAGUCAUAAGGAUCAUGACAUUGUGGAUUUGCUGGAACAAGGAUGUGAGCCUUUGCCAUCAGAUUUAGGCCUAUGCACAUACACACCUAAAGGGGCUUACUUAUACCUUCUAGAAACACUACAUGAAUCUCUAACAAUUGACUGGCAGUUAUCUAUAUUACUGAGUUCUAUUCUUAUAAGAUUAGCAAUAAUACCGCUGACAAUGAAAAGGCAAAAGGAGAUAGAGAGAAGAAAUAAAUUUACUGCUGGAAUCUGCGUAAACAGUAUCCUUUGUAAAGAACAGAAAAAAAAGGCUGAAAAGGAAGAAGACAAGGAUUAUCAAGAUUUACAGAAGUUACAGAACAGUAUUUUAAACAACUUAAUCUUCCAUCGCAGUUUUGUGUAUUCCAAAUUACGGGAAUAUCUUCCACAGAUAGUGGCAACUUUGAUUUUUGCAGACAGCAUUCUUAAUUUAGAGGCCCUAGUGGGUAGAACCUACAUAUGUCCACCAGAUGGUGCUAACUACCAGUCUUUAAUACUUUUGAUGUUCAUCCUGACUAUGUCUCCUAUGGUAAUGCGCUGUUUACAGCCAGGAAAUGAGAAGUCAAUAGUUUUCGUUAGUUUUACUGGCCUCUUGUGGCUUGCCAUUAUAGAUUCCAUGUCUAUGAAACUUAGGUUAUUCUUGCUGCCAAUGCUCUCAGUGUCAGCUGUGCUCAAGAUACUUAAGAAAUAUAUAUCCUGAGGUAUAUUCAAUCCUGAUGUUAGGACAAUGACAGAAAGAUUUGAAAUUUUCAAAGUCGUUCAAAGCAUCAGUGGCAGGUGGCAUCCAUUACCAGUGUAGGAGAAACAUGGAGAAGAAAUAUUCAUCACCAGAGCAAAGAGACAAAGGCAUUAGUAAAGUUAACAGAUAUGGCGAUUUUUACGGAAAACAAAAUUUAAAAGUACUCAACGUUACAAAAAAUAAAUUCCAAGGUUUUAAAACCAUAUGCUAAUUGUAUAUUUAUCAUAUUUUAUGUGCAUUAUCUUUACAACUGUUACAUCAAAUUGUGAAAACUAUAUUUUUUCUCUUUUUGCUUACUACUCAGGUGACCUUAAGGUCCUUGGGCUUAUUGUUACUUUGUAUCAUUUUAAAAGAUCAUUUGUUGAAAUAGAUGAAAUAAAACAUUUGAACAGC
Molecule: messenger RNA, 1389 nt
Organism: Saccostrea echinata
Lineage: Eukaryota; Metazoa; Mollusca; Bivalvia; Ostreida; Ostreidae
Exons: 9
Coding region: 10-957 (315 amino acids)
Source: RefSeq, a predicted model, not a curated record